UUCAAGGCGUGUGUCAUAUGAGAAAGUAAUUUAGGCCAAAACUUCUGAUUGCCAAGUAAUAAGCAAUGGCGAAUGCGUAUACAAUUUCAGACGAAGAAAAAACUCGAAUUGUAAAGAACUUCAUUAAAUAUGCCCCACCUGGUGAAUUUAAUGAAGUUUUUAAUGAUGUAAGGAUCCUUUUGGAUAAUGAUAAACUGCUUAAGGAGAAAGGAGCUGAAGCGUUCGCACACCAGAACAAGGAACAAUUCACUCCAUGCAAAUUAGAGGGUCAAGAACAUGAGGUACUGAUCACAGAAUUUGGUGACAUGAGGAACAAUAAUAGGUUCUUUGAUCCUUCGUCUAAAACAACCUUCAAAUAUGACCACCUGAAGAAAGAGGCAUCAAAUAUAGAAGCAGCACAGAACAUCGACCAGACGGCAGAGAAGUGGCGAAGUGCUCUCGAAACUGCAUUUAGGACAUAUAUACAGGCUCAUUACCAAAAUGGAGUUUGUACUGUUUAUGGUGAAAGCUCUGGCAGUGACAUCGUUCUAACUGUAUGUCUAGAACACCACCUGUUUCAACCAUUCAAUUUUUGGAAUGGACGAUGGAGAUCCCAGUGGUCAGUUAAAUUUAAUCCCAGCAAGGGAUCAGGUGAAGCCAAAGGACUAUUCAAAGCACAGGUACACUACUAUGAGGAUGGAAAUGUCCAGCUGGUCAGCCAUAAGGAGGUCAAGAAAGAACUUGUAGUCACAGACCCAGUAGGCACUGCCAAGGAGUGUGUGAAGAUCAUUGAGCAAGAAGAAACAUUCUACCAGAAGUCCUUAAGCGAGAACUACAUCCAGAUGUCGGACACCACCUUCAAGGCCCUCCGACGGCAACUACCAGUCACAAGAACAAAGAUUGACUGGAAUAAAAUUGCGGGCUACAAAAUUGGUCAAGCUCUUAAGAGUGAUGGCGUUUAGGGAAAAAAAAUAGUUGUUAUAAGCAUGUUAAUUAUUAUUUCUUGUUUUUUUCCAAUCGUCCCUACAAUAGAAAAUAAAAUGAGUAAAGACUGGAGAUGAAAGAUUAGUUUGGAUUUGGUCGAAAGGGAUUCCGACGUUGAGAUAAAAUUUUCCCAUAGAUGAUUAUCUUAAUGGAAUAUUAACUUAAUAUGUAUAAACCGAAUCAUCUUUUCCAAUCAUUAACAUUUGGCUUAUCUUUGUUCAUAGACAAUUAUCAUAUUGUAUCAUCGCACAAUUAUUCAUUGCCUGUUCGAAAUCGGAUGAGCAGCAGGUAAAUUCAUGUUUAUUUAACAUGAGGAAUCCUUAAUGACACAAUUUUUAACUUUGCUUUGAUCAGUUAAAGGACUUAUUUUAUCUAUUUUCUGGUCAGUUGGCACAUGCUCACCAAUCAUCUUAUUACUUACGUCAUUUAUUUUCUAUUCAGGUGUAUCCUACACAAAUUGUUAAUUGAUGUUAUGUAUAAGGAAUUACUGUAAUCACAUUAGAGUAGGAUUUUUGAAAAUAAUUCCUGGAGACCAAAACCAAUACACAAAUCAAGUUGCUCAGCUCAUUCCUCCUCACUGUCAAAUUGUAUGUGACAAGUACAUGUGAUUUGCCCAUAUAUGGAUAUGAUAAAUAUGACAUCGUUACACCCUAAUAUAGAUGUGAUAUGACAUCAUCGUGCCCUUGUAUGGGCAAUCAACAUACAUUUUUCAUUUGGUACUGUGGAUUGAGCUUCAUGGAGGUCAAGUAAUAAUUGAUGCUUAAAGAACCCUGGUGUGGGGGAUGCUUUGUACGGGAAACACUUGAAAUGGCGAUAAAGUUCAUCAAAACCAUAGAGCAUAAAAUGAUGGACUAACAUUAAAAAAAGCUUUUUCAAUGGAUCAUAUAUGUACAUGCUUAAUUAUUGUUAUUUUGUUACAAAUGUACUAUUAAAUCUUUACAAUGUGUAGAGCGCCUUCUGGAGGCUUUCUUUUGUUAUUAAAAAAAUUAUAUUCACGUUUAGAUAUUGAGGCAGAGGUGAAAGCAAUUAUUAUGAAUUUGUUUCUUUAUUAAUUUUUGUUCGUUUAUUGCUGUUCUUUAAUUAGAUCAUAUGUGUAGAAGUAUGAGAUCCUUAAUCAUAAGGGAAAUGUAGACAAAUUUUUAUGCUUGUAUUUGUUUACUGGCAAUGUUGUAUAAACAGCAGCAGCCAUUAUAGUCUGUUCCUACGAAGAUCAUCAUUAAACUAAUAAGAUAAAGUUGAAUAAAUUUUUAUAACACUAUA
This is a messenger RNA of Anneissia japonica, 2223 nucleotides long. RefSeq names its product F-actin-capping protein subunit alpha-1-like. Gene Ontology annotation, cellular component: actin cortical patch; F-actin capping protein complex. Bases 66 to 941 code for a protein of 291 amino acids. Gene Ontology annotation, biological process: barbed-end actin filament capping; actin cytoskeleton organization. Gene Ontology annotation, molecular function: actin filament binding. The record is from RefSeq and is a predicted model, not a curated record. The transcript is spliced from 8 exons. Lineage: Eukaryota; Metazoa; Echinodermata; Crinoidea; Comatulida; Comatulidae.